CUGAGAGUUUGGUAUAUUUUACUGAACUAAGCACGGUCACUCUUAAAUAUUUGUACACAAUAAAAACCGGCUCGUUUUUUCGCUGAAAAAGGCAUUCUCCAAAAUGAUCACCGACGUGCAAUUGGCCAUUUUCUCCAACGUCCUCGGAGUAUUCCUCUUCCUGUUGGUGGUGGCCUAUCACUAUAUCAAUGCUAACACCGGAAAGCCCAGUGCUAAGGCAAAAUGAUCUGCGAUGUUUCCGCUAACAGACUAAUGUAGUUGUACCAGGAUAAUGAUAAUGCUGCUUCAUUCGCUAAAUAAAUAGUUGUAUCUGUAUACCUAA
Molecule: messenger RNA, 322 nt
Organism: Drosophila biarmipes
Lineage: Eukaryota; Metazoa; Arthropoda; Insecta; Diptera; Drosophilidae
Product: dolichyl-diphosphooligosaccharide--protein glycosyltransferase subunit 4
Exons: 3
Coding region: 104-226 (40 amino acids)
Cellular component (GO): oligosaccharyltransferase complex
Source: RefSeq, a predicted model, not a curated record